ACAACCACAAGCUCAAACGUAACAAACAUGUCUGCACUGAACCAUCUCUUCGAUCUACCCGAUCAGAUUUGCUAUGUCCAAUGUGGUUUCUGCGCCACCAUAUUACUGGUAAGCGUCCCAUGCAGCAGCUUGUCAAUGUUGGCCGUCACGGUCAGAUGUGGUCACUGCAGUUGCCUCCUAUCUGUCAACAUGAUGAAGGCCUCCUUUGUUCCCCUCCAUCUGUUAGCUUCCCUUACCCAAGAUGAGCAAAGAGAAGAACUCUGCUUAGAAGAAGUGGACAAACAGAACAACCGCCCCUUGGACAUGCGCAGCCCAUCCAUGGUGGUUUCCAAUUCUGACAAUGAAGAGGAGGACACAAUCUCUAUGAAUCCCAUUGUUAACAAGCCACCAGAGAAGAGACAACGAGCUCCGUCGGCCUACAACCGUUUUAUCAAAGAAGAGAUCAGGAGGCUUAAAGCUGAGAAUCCAAGCAUGACUCACAAGGAAGCUUUCAGCACAGCUGCAAAAAAUUGGGCCCAGUUCCCUCCAAUUCAGUUCAAAGGAGAUGGUCCAGAUGGCGAGAGCUGCACUAGCCAGAGAGAGGAAAAUAUGACAUGGGAUUCUGAUGUUCCUGAGGCCCAUGAAGAUGGCAAAGUUUUCCGUGAGAGAAAGGCCCCAAGGCAUUCCAUGUGGGCAAGGACACCCUUCGAGUGAAUGAGGCUUGACCUAAACCUCUAUAACAAGAAAGCUGUUUCUCUCUCAGGCCCACGAUUUGGGUUGAAGUCACUUGCUAUUUUAGGGUUAGAUUCUCUAGGGAAUGUGGUUUUCGUUUCAGAUUGAACAAGUCUUCACUGACAGAAAGAAGUAGUCUUGCUUUCAAAUGAGCUUACUGAUUAUGAUGGAAUAUUGAUCCAUUUAGUUCAAAGCAGACUUAAUUUUCUAGUUCUACUCUGUUUCCAAGUAAAUCAAAUUUCUUUAUGGUUAUGGACUGCAUGCAAUUCCAUGGUUGUUGUUGUGACAGACAGCUAGAUUUCCUCAACAAGGUGUGCAUGAAAAUUGGUUACCUGCUAGCAGAAACUCUUAUAAACAGACAUUAAUUAAUGAGACAUUUCAGAUUCAGGAUGUGUUUUAAUAAUUAUUUCUCAUGGUUUUGCUUAAGUUUAAUUUUCCAAUGUGUUUUGCAGCAAAUACUCAUGAAUCAUAAGAUAGGUAGAUAAUAAACUUCAAUCAUGUUCUUGAGACACAAGUGAGUGGGAGCAUUUUUUAUCACCACUUUAAUCCAAGGUGUAUCAUCACCACCUUUCUCAACACUUGACAAGUGUCCAUGGGAAUAACCAUGGUUCCACAAAUACAAAGUAAAGAGUUAACUAUGAUUAUGUCCAUGAACACAUGUCAAGUGUUAAGAAGAAGAGUAGUGAGGACACACCUUGAGUUAAAGUGGUGAACAAAAAUAUCAAAAAUAUUUCCUACCUUAGUGGGAUUUUAUCCGCUUUAACCAUGGAACCUUAUUUUAGCGGCUGUAAU
This is a messenger RNA of Prunus avium (sweet cherry), 1503 nucleotides long. RefSeq names its product Plant-specific transcription factor YABBY family protein (gene INO). The record is from RefSeq and is a predicted model, not a curated record. NCBI's taxonomy places the organism in Eukaryota, Viridiplantae, Streptophyta, Magnoliopsida, Rosales, Rosaceae. Gene Ontology annotation, biological process: plant ovule development; polarity specification of adaxial/abaxial axis; multicellular organism development. Gene Ontology annotation, cellular component: nucleus.